GCCAUAUCAACACAUCAGUGAGGCGGCGCCGCAGGACAGAGCAGCUCCACCAAAACAGCUCGUGUUCGAAUGGCAGAAGCUGGAUUUGGCGUGCUGCUACUGUUUUGCUGCUUGUUCUCAGGACUGGUGUAUUACAUCAACAGUUGCCUUGAAAAUGGAGACAAGACAAAGACUAGAGAAAGGCCCAAUUUUAUCAUCAUCCUGGCAGAUGAUAUUGGCUGGGGAGACCUGUGGACAAAACAGUUUGACGGUACUACACCCUGGCUGAACAUGUUAAAGCUGGAAGGCAAAAGGUUUACGGACUUCCACUCUCCUGCCUCGACAUGCUCCCCCUCGCGUGCUGCGCUGCUGACUGGCAGACACGGCUUACGCAAUGGAGUCACUCACAACUUUGCAGAAGGCUCUGUCGGAGGACUUCCACUCAAUGAGACGACGUUUGCUCAGCUCCUGCAUGAUGCUGGCUAUUAUACUGCCAUGAUUGGAAAAUGGCAUCUUGGACACAAUGGUCCCUACCAUCCAAUCCACAGAGGCUUCGACUAUUACCUGGGUAUCCCAUAUAGUAAUGACAUGGGCUGCACUGACAAGCCUGGCUUUGACCUCCCCAGCUGUUUCCCAUGUGAGCAAAGUAAACAUAGCAGCAGGAAGCGUGGAGGAUGUCACGAUAAAAUAGCAUUACCUCUCUUUGAAAACCAGACUAUAGUUGAACAACCCUUGGACCUCUGGGAACUUACAGGUCAAUAUGCUAAAGCAGCAGUCAGACAGAUUUUGACUGCUAGGAACAGGGGGCAGCCUUUCCUGUUGUAUGUGGCUCUGGCGCAUAUGCAUGUUCCUCUGUUCCAUUACGGCUUUCUAAAUGUAACUGAAAAGGAUGCCUACUCUGCCAGUCUCAGUGAUAUGGACAGUUUGUUGGGGUCAAUAAAGCUUGCCACUGAGGCUUUUAGCAUGGAGAACACGCUCAUAUGGUUCACUGGUGAUAAUGGCCCCUGGGAGCAGAAAUGCCAGUUUGCAGGAAGUGCUGGGCCUUUUGUGGGCAGGUGGCAGACCAGCAGAGGUGGAGGUUCAUCCAAAAGGACCACCUGGGAAGGGGGCCACAGAGUUCCAACAGUGGUCACCUGGCCUGGGAAAAUAUCACCCAACACCAGCAGCAAUGCGCUGCUCAGUGGUUUAGACAUCUUCCCUACAAUCCUUACUCUAGCUGGUGUGGAGCCACCAUCAGACAGACAUUAUGAUGGCCUCGAUAUAACAAACGUUUUGCUCCACGACUCUGACUCAGGACAUAAGAGUCUCAUGCAUCCAAACAGUGGAGCAGCAGGGCAAUUUGGAGACCUGCAGACCGUCAGGCUGGGACGUCACAAGGCCUUUUACAUCACAGGUGGUGCUGAAGCCUGUGGUGGAGGAAGUGGAAAGCCAGAGCUUCAUGAUCCCCCUUUGAUUUUUGACCUUGAUAAGGAUGAAGCAGAGGGGUCACCGUUAGACCCCACCAGUGAGGAGUAUCAGACUGUGCUGAAGGAAGUGGAGAGAGAACGGGAGGCUCUGUUAUGGGAUAUUGCCACAGACAAUGUAUCUACUGCAGACUACACCAUAACACACGCAGCAGUGCCCUGCUGCCAGCCACACAACCCUGCCUGUCGAUGCCAUAGAGUCAAAUAAGCCCUGUGACUGUUUGUGAAGCAGUCAGCCAAAUAUUUCUUAUACAGAACCAAAUAGCACAACUAUUAAAAGUCGUACAUGCUCUAAGAUGUCACUUAAGUUGUUAAGAUGUAAACAAAGUCAUUCAGAGUAGUUCGAUGUGUAAUGCUCUGCUCUAGCGAAACUUACAGAAUUGUUCGGAACCAGACGUCUGUAGUGUUUAAUGCCUCUAAAAGCUCCCUUAUAGAAGGUUAUUACAUGAAAUGGUUACAAUUACAUUGCCUGAAGUCUCAAACAUGUUUUACAGUGGUUUUAAGAUGAGGUUUUGGCAUAAAAUAAGGUUUUGGCAUUAAAUGAACCCAUGGUGGAGACGUACAUGCAGGGUGAUAUAAGGCAAAAUAGUCACCAAAAGAAAACUUAUUCACCUCUAUUUUACUGUUCAAAUCAACAUUACAUAUUGCUAGUGUCGGAACAAAACCUUGUGUCUCCGUUUUUCAGUUUUGGUCAUAAUGACUGUAGCCCUUUAUAAUACAUUUCAUGAUGAAUGGACCAAAAGAAAUGGCUCAGAAUUACUUGGGGGGAAAAGUCCACUUCCACUGACUUACAUUAAAAGUAAAGUAUGUUUUUCUUUCUGUAAAGUUAUCAUUUUGUUACCGUUAUCGCUUAGUUCGACAGCAGUGAUAUAACAAUUCAGAAGAGACGUGUAGGUUCACUGGUAAUUUUAGUGGUAAAUAAAACGGCUAUUUUUUGCUAUAUUUGUAUGUUGGCUGUAUUUUUAAUAUAGACAUUGUGACCCCUGGUUUUUAUCAGCACCGCUGUAAAGAAAACCUGAGUCAGUGAGUUUCUGUAUUAUGAAGCAGUUCACAUUAAACCGCUCUGAGUGACUUUGCUUACAUCCCAACCAGUGGAUGUAAAUCAGUAAAAGCAGUAGGAGUUGUAGCCGAGAUGUUGCUGUGCCGCCCCCCCGCCUUUGUUCCAUCACACUUAUUACUGGAAGUACAGGACACCGGCCCGAGUGCCGGUGCACACAGCAGAAGAGCGACAAUUAUGGGCAAUAAGUUAUGAUUAAAAAUAGUUUUAUAUAAAAAGUUUUAUUUGUUAUUGGAUGUACAUAACUUGGCUAUGAAUGUUCUAUCCUUAUGGUGACCUUUUAAAGCGACAGGGACAGUGGACAGGCUUUGACAGUUCUUGCAUGUUCUUGUGCUUUCACCUGCUCUGCACACCUUUUAGCUCAAAAAGGAGAGAUUAUUAGCUAACAAUAUAGCUGAAGUGUGUAAGAGAAGAGAAAACCCAACUAUGCAAAGCAGGAACGGGAUCAGGGGUAUUUCACCUAGCAGGAUUUCUCAGUUUAGCCAGAUAACUUAAGCCUAAAGUUAAGCCUGUCCAAUUGGAGAAGAACAGAGGAACAUUGCUAUUGGACAGUCCUGAACUUUGAGCUUAUCUGUCUAAAUGAGAAGUCCUGUUUUGUGAAAUGCCACCCAUUCCUAUCUGGAAUAACAUUUGUGUCAGUAAGAUAUUUUACUGUCUUUGAAGUUUAAUCCUUAACAUUUUUCCAAACUAAUAUUCCUGCCGUUCACCCCCACCCAAGAGAAGAAAAUCUCGACAUAAUAGAGUUUAAGCUUCUAAAGAAUUUUUAUUAAAGGCUAAAUCUAAUUAUAAUCUAUUUUUAAUUCCAAAAUCACAAUCAAAUCCAGCAAAAUUCUGCAAUGCAGUGAUUUCUCUUAAUUGUAAGCCUUCCCUCCCUGUCUUUUAAAGUUUGCUGCUCCAGUUGUAGUUAACAUAUAUUUUUACUCUUUCAAUUUUACUGGGAUAGUUCAUAAGGUCUGGAAGGCUGCUUAUGUGCUUAUGUGAUCUGACAAAAAAUAUACUAGAAUCUCUAGUAAAUAGUCUAGUCUAGUUUUAAAUUACAUUAUUUCAGCUUUAGAUAAAAAGAGGCGUUAUGCAGCCCUUUUUAUUUACCUUACAACAGCAUUUCAUACAGUGGAUCACUCAUUACUUUCAAAAAGACUUCUUAGUAGUGAAUUUAAUCAAAUUGCAUAUGAAUGGUUUCAGGGUUACCUCAUGAACAGACAGCAGUGUGUGACUGUGGGAGAUGUUAAAUUUGAAUUUGUGCAGAUUACUAAGGGUGUCCCACAGGGCUCAGUUCUGUACAUUUUUAUGCUGAUGAUGGUCUUGUACUGCUCUGCAGAUACUAUACAUUCUGCUGUCAGAUCCCUUCAGCACUGUUUUAACGAGGGUCACUCAAUAACCAAAAAUUAGUUCUUAAUGCAGAAAAAACAAAAUUCGUGUUAUUUUCCAGAGCCAGAAAUGUUGACUAUGAUAAGCUCAACAUCUCUACCAAAGGUGGUACAAAUAUUGAAAGAGUCACAGUAUACAAGCAUCUUGGAAUAUGGAUUGAUGAGAAGAUUUCCUUUAAAUAUUAUGUAACUAAUCUUGUGAGCAAAUUUUGGAAAAAUUAGGUUUCUUUAAUAGGAAUAACACAUGCUCUUCUCUGCAUUGUAGAAGGAUGCUUAUUGAGGCAACUGACCUUUCUGCUUUGGACUAUGGUAGCAUUUUGUGCAUGAAUGUUUCAGCUUCGAUUUUUUUGUGUAUCACUCUAAGAUUUAUUACCUGCGACAAUCAUAAUACACUGCACUGUAAGUUGUAUGUUAAGGUCGGGGCGUGGUGGACACUGGAUUUUAUUUAUUUAUAAAGCCCUUUGUAUUUUUAAUGCAGGCCCUUACACAACAUAAUAGAAUGAUUUAUGUUGCAGGUGCUGGCUGUUUUUACUGAGUUCAGAAUAUUGAGUUUUACUUACUGUGCACCUGUAACCUGGAAUAACAUGUAGAACAAACUUAAACAGACCUCAUUUUUAUUCUUAGGGCACCUUCAGUUUUUAAUUUUGUAUUAUUUCACUUCUGUUUGUUCAUGUUUUAGUAACAUCUCGGCUACAUCCCGUUCUCCAGUGACUUGUGCAGAAAAUUUGAAAAAUCAGUGAAAUUCCCCUUUAAGACAGAAGUAUUUAUCAUUAUGCUGUUUUAUGUGGCCUCUUUGUCAUGUUGUGAUAUAUUUGCCUUUGAUGUUGUAUGCACAAAUUUGCACAGAACUUAUCAUUUGUCUUUCUUUAUCUCUUUUAUAUAAAUUAUUUAUUUGUUUUGCAUAAAUGAAAUAAUAGGAAUUUUAAAUGUUGAGAAAUUUAAAUUGGUCAGAAAACUUGUUGCAAAAUUUUUUCCUUCUCCUGAAAAGUUACUGUUUUAAAGAUAUGAGGUUUUGAUCAAACAGCAGUGAUUUACUGGCUGGUGUCAUUUACUUUUUGAUAACGCUUUGCUUGAUCUAAACUCAAAAUCAGGUCAGUGUUUAUCUGACUCAAAAGGUCAGAAACGUUACACAAACACCAGGUGGGCAACAAGUGUCAGUCCAAGCAAAACUGGCUCAGUUGUUUUAGAAUGUGUUUGUCCCCAAUACAGCUGUUCCACCAUAGCUAUUAUAAACUUUGUAGGUCACUAAUGGGUAGCUAGUGUGGUACACCCCUAAAAAAUGGUUCUUCAAGAGUUCUUUAGUAAAAACAUUGGUUCUGUAUAGAACUGAUUGGCCAAAGAGGCAGUUUGAAUUUGAAUGCAUAAAUAGUUCUUUGUAUGGUUAAAUGAUUUCUUCUCUAUGACGGACAACUAUUGUACAUGGUUCUUUAACAAACCUUUUCAAAAUGGUUUUAGAUGGCACCAAAAAGCGUCCCUUUUUGGUACUACACAGAAUAAUUUUUGCUAAGAGUGUAGAGUGAAGAGUGUUCUGGUAGAGUGAAUUGGGAAACAUUUUAAUCUCACAUCUCCAUUAAGUGGUCAGACUGGGCAAAACUCUCAAAGGCCAUUAACAACAAUUUAAAAGAAAGAAAUCUGAAAAGUAAUCUUUCCAGUGGAACAGUGCAAUAUGAAGUAGUGAAGAAGUACUUGAAAUAAUUGCUGAAAUGUACAACAUGCAUUUAAAACAGCUGGAAUCAGGGACUUUAUCAGACAAUAAGUAUUCAGAGUUAUUUUUCUUUCUCUUUCUUUCUUUAUUUGCCAUUAGUAAGUACAUUAAUAAUUCUAAACAUUUGCAGCUUUGAGGGUCUGUGCACAGAUAGGCUUGGCCCUCGACAUCCUUGUUUAAUAUAUUCAAAAUAAAAUCAUGAGGGUACAGUGAUUUAAACCUGACAGUAAAAAAUGUAACAUCUGUUCAAAGCAAAAAUAAAUUGCUAUAUUUCAAACCUGUAUACUUUCUCAUCUAAAUUAUCCCUGCAAAUAAACCCUUCUGCAAAUCCCUGUAAACCACAGAAAUAUACACCAAAUUUGGCAAAUAUAGUAUACCAUUUCGUGGUACACUAUAUACUUACACCUAUGCAAUAAAAUCAUAUAAAGUACUAGCCAUAACACUUGAAAAAAGAAAAUAAAAAUUUCCCUUUCCUA
Colossoma macropomum (tambaqui) is the source of this 6047-nucleotide messenger RNA. It is a transcript of the gene arsg, whose product is annotated as arylsulfatase G. The coding region runs from base 70 to 1650 and encodes 526 amino acids. Gene Ontology annotation, molecular function: arylsulfatase activity. Lineage: Eukaryota; Metazoa; Chordata; Actinopteri; Characiformes; Serrasalmidae. The record is from RefSeq and is a predicted model, not a curated record. The transcript is spliced from 12 exons.